Molecule: messenger RNA, 1103 nt
Organism: Dacryopinax primogenitus
Lineage: Eukaryota; Fungi; Basidiomycota; Dacrymycetes; Dacrymycetales; Dacrymycetaceae
Exons: 7
Coding region: 142-1014 (290 amino acids)
Molecular function (GO): lipid binding
Source: RefSeq, a predicted model, not a curated record
GGGAAAAGGAGGAUGACGACCGAGUGUAUCGUCAAUUCAUUUCAAUGAUGUGGAUAUCUCGGGUUUGUUGGCUCUACUCCACUAUUAGCGCCCUGCUCUUCGACCGCUCUUGACUGAGGUUUCUCUCUCUCAACGGCUAAUAUGAGGGGCGAGUUCAACAUUGAGGACGAGCUGCAAAACAGCAUCACUCGCGAGUUCAAGCAGAACGAUUGGAAAGCGCUUAUCGAACUCCGGGACCAGCUACCCCAUAUUCUCGAGGAGGCAUUCCCAAACGAAGAGAAGGUCGGACUACUGCCUUUCAACAUAUGGGGCGUGACGACCGAUCCCCUCGAACCGAGUGCAAAGGCUAGCGUCGUGCUUAUGCACUUUCUUCGCAAGAGGAAAGUCAACGUGAAGGCUGCAGGAAAAUUGCUGGUGGAGACACUGCGCUGGCGUGCGGAAGUACGGCCGGAGGAGAUCGCCAAGGAAGAAUUCGACGAGUUGUCUUUCGGGAAGAUCGGAAAUCUCUUCGGGAAAGACAAUCAAGGACGACCUGUGCUUUAUAUGAGAAUGGGGCGGGACGCAGAGUUGAUGAAGGUCUAUGAUGAUCCGGCCAAAUACGUAAGAUGGCGGAUUGGUUUGAUGGAGAGGACAUGUCUGGCAGUGGACUACGAGACAACUCACCAGGUAGUGAGUGUCAUGGACUUCCGUAAUUUUCGUACAGACAAUCAUCCGGGUAAGAAGAAGGUCGAAGAAGAGAUCCAAAAGAUCCUGCCAUUCUACCCUGGGAUGGGAUGCGAACUAUUCCUCCUGUAUACUGUGACUCCAACAUUAUUGAAAGUAUUAUUCUGGGUCAUCUUGCGACCUUGGACGACUGCGGUCAAGCAUAUGCACGUUUUAGGGGACAGUCCCAGCGCCAUAGCUGCCGGAAUGCUGCCUUUCAUUCCGGCAUCCGAGUUGCCUAAGCCGUACGGGGGAACUGCCGAGCCGAAAUGGUGCACUGGCCCAGGUUGGGAGGUUGGUAGCCGUCCGUAGUAUUGAUUUGGCCGGCAGAGACCGGAGUGUGCAGUCGCUGGUAUCCAAAUAUGAAUAGGCCUAUGGCGUCGAUGUAGUCAUCCCUUAUG